AUGUCUACAAGUAACACUAAUAUGAGCUGCAACUGGAUUAUUCUUAUUUUCCUUCAUGGAAUAUUGGCUGUACAAUCCAAAAAAGUAAUAGCUCGAGCUAAUUUAAAUUCAGAAGAUGAGAAUAAAAUCCAAAAGAAAAUGACUGCGCUUAUUGACACUCAAUCUGGGCACUACGAAAAUAACUAUGAGUAUUUGUUUUUCGUCACUGAGCUAAUUGUAAGUAGGCUAUCGAAAAAGUCAAUUUCAGCGAAGAAAUCCGACAUUAAGAAAUUUCAAACAUAUAACAAUCGACGAUUGUAUCUGGAGGAACAGAUAGACAACCGUGUGGAUCGUGUCAAUUUUGAAAUGUUAUCACUUCCUUAUGGACAUACUUGCAAGGACUUUUAUAUGCAACAAAAGUCGGCACUCGAAAAUGCAUAUACAAAGAAAAACUCAGUUAAGCAAGACAUUCUAAAUGAAAAUAGUAAGAAUUGUCCAUCUACAAAUGAUUCCGACGGUCGUAAUAGCUACAAUAACAACAACAAUGAACAAAACGACAAUGAUAACCCCAAAAAUGACAUCAUUGAAAAUAUUGAUGCACACAUUAAUUCUGCAUUGGGACACUACCAAAACAACAUGGAAUAUAACGAACGCUUGAACGAUUUAUACAUGGCAAAACAAUCUGACUGGCGGAGUUCACACAUAGUACUCGCUGUUAAUAAGUUUCAUCAUUAUAACACUCGACGAUUGGAACUAGAGAAACAGAUUGAAAGCCAUGACACUCGAAAGAGCGUAUUCAAUGAAAAACUUAGCUAA
Drosophila arizonae is the source of this 795-nucleotide messenger RNA. RefSeq lists its product as uncharacterized. The record is from RefSeq and is a predicted model, not a curated record. NCBI's taxonomy places the organism in Eukaryota, Metazoa, Arthropoda, Insecta, Diptera, Drosophilidae.